UGAUGGCCGCCAUGCCGCCGUUAGCCGCCGCGGCGCUGAGCGCCCUGGCUCUGGUGACCUUCUGCUCUCUGGUCCGGUGUUCAGGUGAGACCUGGUUCAGUGUUCCAGGACGGCCCCACCUCCUCCCAGCUCUUGCGUUCUCGCCGCGCCAACUCCUUCCUGGAGGAGAUGCUGCCGGCCGACCUGCAGAGGGAAUGUUACGAGGAGCGCUGCUCCCCGGAGGAGGCUAGCGAGAUCUUCCUGACCCGCGAGAAGACGCUGGAGUUCUGGUACAGAUACAAAAAUCUGAACGUCUGCGGCACCAACCCUUGUCUGAACGGAGGAAUCUGCACGAUGGACGGAGGCGACUUCCUGUGUCUGUGUCCACCCCAGCACCGCGGCCGCACCUGCGACACAGUGGUGACGGAGUGCAGCUACAGGAACGGCGGCUGCCUGCAGUACUGCAGGGAUCUGCCAGGGGGCGCCGGAGUUCAGUGCGGCUGCGCUGAUGGAUUCACGCUGGAUUCUGACGGGAAACGCUGCUCCCCGACAGAAAGGUUCCCCUGCGGCCAUGAGGCGUUGUACGGCGGUCGCUCCCUGUUGGACGACGUUACCAUGGAGACGGACCCUAAAGUCACCAUGGAGACGGACAGCAACGUCAUCGUGGAGACGGACAGCAACGUUACCAUGGAGACGGACGAUGUGGCGGACGUCAACGUAACCAUGGAGACGAACGCCGCGGCGGACGUCAACGUAACGCACCGCUGGAACCUCAACGCCACCGAGCCACUGGAAGCUAACACUACGUCUGGACCAGUGGAGGCUAAUGCUACGUCUGGACCCGUGCAGGCUAACGCCACCGAGCCGGUGGAAGCUAACGCUACGUCUGGACUGGUGGAGGCUAACGCUACGUCUGGACCGGUGGAGGCUAACGCCACCGAGCCGGUGGAGGCUAACGCCACCGAGCCGGUGGAGGCUAACGCCACCGAGCCAGUGGAGGCUAACGCCACCGAGCCAGUGGAGGCUAACACCACGUCUGGACCGCUGGAAGGAAACCGGACCGAGCUGGGGGUGGGGCUGGGGGCGGAGCCAGAGGAGGAGGCGGAGUCGGAGGACGACCUUCGGAUCGUGGGAGGAAACCUGGUGAAGCGAGGAGGGAGUCCCUGGCAGGUUCUGAUCCACAGGUCUGACGGUUUCGGCUUCUGUGGAGGAACUUUGGUGGCGGAUCGUUGGGUCGUUUCUGCUGCUCACUGCUUCGAGGACAAGGCUGAUUACAUCACCACAGGUGACUACGAUAAGCAGCGUCCGGAUGCAGCAGAGCAGCUAAUAAAGAUCCAGCAGAUCUUCCUUCAUCCUCACUUCCACUCCUUCACCUUCGACAGCGACGUCGCCCUCCUCUUCCUCGCACAGCCGGUGCUCAGAGGAGCUACGGCAGUCCCGGCCUGCCUUCCGGACCCGCACCUGUCCAAGUACCUGCUCAGGGACAAGAAUGUAGGCGUGGUCUCCGGCUGGGGGGCCACCCAGUACCUGGGAAAAUCCUCCCGGUUCCUGAGGAAGGUGUCGCUGCCGGUGGUGAAUAACCAGGCCUGCGAGGCCACGACCGAACAGGUGAUCACAGACAACAUGUUCUGCGCCGGCUACCUGGAGACCAGCAUAGACGCCUGCAGCGGCGACAGCGGCGGCCCGUUCGUGGUGAACUACCGCGGAACCUGGUUCCUGACGGGCGUGGUCAGCUGGGGCGAGCGGUGCGCCGCCCGGGGCAAGUACGGCGUCUACACCCGGCUGGGCAACUUCCUGUCCUGGAUCAGGGAAACCAUGGAGACAACCGAGCAGGACGUCACCAGGAGCUGAGCUGGAACCAGCUGGAACCAGCAGGAACCAGAUG
Messenger RNA from Cololabis saira (Pacific saury), 1864 nucleotides. RefSeq names its product coagulation factor VII. The coding region runs from base 169 to 1830 and encodes 553 amino acids. Lineage: Eukaryota; Metazoa; Chordata; Actinopteri; Beloniformes; Belonidae. Gene Ontology annotation, molecular function: calcium ion binding; serine-type endopeptidase activity. The record is from RefSeq and is a predicted model, not a curated record. The transcript is spliced from 10 exons. Gene Ontology annotation, biological process: proteolysis. Gene Ontology annotation, cellular component: extracellular region.